GCAAGGAUAACAAGGAGGCAACCACCAACCCCAUUUUUGUUAGCUUUCAAGAAUACAUUGAUAGAGAGAGAAAGAAAGCUCCAAUGGAAAUAUUGAAAUCCAUUCUGUUAGAAAUGAUUAUAACCUUCAAGAAUCACAACUAGAACCCGCAUUGUUCGCUCUCUCACACAUUUUUUUCUUGCCAAAAAAUCCCAUCUCAGAAAAUUUUCUUUUUCCAAUUUUUCUCUUUUGGGUUUUGCUUCUGUUUUGUUGUUUGUUUGCUUUUCUUUUCUUUUCUUUGGUUAUACCCAUUUUCAGUCUUUUACCUUUUCUUGGCUCUCUCUUCUUAAAUCACUUUGCAUCACCGUUUUUCUUCGUCCCUGAUUUGGUUAUCAAGACCCUCAUAUCUACUAUUUGAGAAAUUGGUUGUUGGGAAAGAUAAGGAAGAUAUUUGUUAUUUAUAUUGUCUUGAAAAAUGGGGAUAGCGCUUUCAUGCCCUUUGGCUGAUUUUGAAGAUUUGGAUAGUCAUUUUGAUGCUCUUCUUGUGAAAUCAAUCAAAUAUGGACAUGGGAACGUGAAGACUGCUUUUCGGUCUGCUAGUUUCAAUGGUCGUGAUUCAAAACCAGCUAUUAUAAGAUUUAAAGGAAGAAAUUUGAAUGCCACAUUUUCCUUUAGAUCUCCUACUACAGAAAUGCAAAAAGAAUUAUUAUCUAGACCGAUCCAGGCUCAAAGUGAAGAUAAGAGUGGUCAAAGCUCGCUUGAGAUAAAAAACCACAUGCAAUGUGAUGAAUCAGGGAACAGAAGAUACCAGGCUGCAUUGAGGUUGCAGAAAGUUUAUAAAAGUUUUAGAACCAGGAGGCAAUUGGCAGAUUGUGCAGUCGUUGUUGAGCAGAGAUGGUGGAAGCUGCUGGAUUUUGCCGAGCUCAAGCGAAGUUCUAUAUCUUUCUUUGACAUCGAGAGACCGGAGACUGCUAUUUCGCGUUGGUCAAGAGCAAGAAGAAGAGCUGCCAAGAACAACAAGUUGCCACAACAUAGAGAAACCACAGAAAGUGGUCUUCACUUGUUAACAUGUUCAAGUUCUACUAUUGAACAACAACAGUCAAAAAGAGUAGGAAAAGGUUUGUCUAAGGAUGCAAAGGCCCGGAAGCUUGCUUUACAGCAUUGGCUUGAGGCAAUUGAUCCCAGGCAUCGAUAUGGGCAUAAUCUUCAAUUUUAUUAUGUCAACUGGCUCCACUGUCAAAGUAAACAGCCUUUCUUCUAUUGGCUUGAUAUUGGAGAAGGAAAAGAAACCAGCCUUGAUAGGUGCCCCAGAUCAAAGCUUCAACAACAAUGCAUAAAGUAUCUUGGUCCUACUGAAAGGCAGGCUUAUGCGGUAGUAAUCAAGGAUGGGAAGUUUUUCUUCAAACAAAGUGGGGAACUUCUUGAUACAAAAGGACAAAAAGAUGUUAAGUGGAUUUUUGUUCUUAGUACAUCGAAAACCUUAUAUGUCGGUGUGAAGAAGAAAGGAACAUUUCAACAUUCAAGUUUCUUGGCCGGUGGAGCCACGCUAUCUGCUGGAAGAUUAGUUGUGGAAGAUGGUGUCCUAAAGGCAGUCUGGCCUCACAGCGGACAUUAUCUUCCAACAGAAGAAAACUUUCAGGAGUUCAUGUCCUUCCUUAGAGAACAAAAAGUAGACCUCAGCGAUGUAAAGAAAAGCCCAGCCGAAGAGGAGGAAGAAGAAGCCACUAUCAAAAAGUGCAACAGCAGUAGUGUCCGAGAUCUCCGACUUGAUGCUGAUUUAUGUCAAGAUACCAAAGUAACAAAUGUCGAAAGCAUGUCACAGGAAAACACAGAUUUUAGGGGACAAGAUUCUAGUGCUGCAGAAAAUGAUGGUCUGCAAACUUUAAAAUUGUCUUGUGGAUUCCGCUCGAGAAUUGCUAAACUUGAGAUACCAACAAGGGAUAAUGUGCGUGAAAUUUUCAAUGAGGUUGCACCUUCAACAUUUGAUGUUGGUUAUCAAUCAGCACAGGAUUCAUUUUCCCAUGAUGAUGGUUAUGAAUCAGCAGAAGAUUCAUUUUUGACAGAAGAAGAUUUCAUGUUUCCUAAGAUAAAUCUAUUUGAUGAAGAUCAAGAAGAAGAAGACGAAGAACCUAUCCCAAAAGAAAAAAUCUUGGAAAGGAUAAAUUCACAUAAAGGAAUGAGGUCAUAUCAGCUUGCUAAGCAAUUAAGCUCUAGAUGGACUACAGGUGCAGGGCCACGGAUAGGGUGCAUGAGAGACUAUCCUACAGAACUUCAAUUCCGGGUUUUAGAGAGUGCCAACUUAUCACCAAGGAAAGGAACAUGGAGUGCCAAUUCAACCCCCCGGACUGGAUCCUGUUCUAGUCCAAAGUAUUCAACAACAACAUCCUGUCUCAUUCCAAGUGAUUCAACAACUUUCGAACGGACUGCAUCCCGUUUUAGUCCAAAGCGUUCAACACCGACAUCCUCUCUCAGUCGAAAUGAUUCAUCAACUUCUGAACAGAAGGAAACAAUGUCAAAAAGUCCCCUUGGUGUAGGUCGGGAGGUAACAAAUGCAUAAAGUUAGGUUAUAUAAGAUGCAAGAAAGAUUAUUGCUUAAUUCUUUACACUGGGUAAGGUGAGUCAUAUAGGAAGCCUUUACAUUUUUUCUGCACAAUUACUUCAUACACUUUUUCUUGCCUUUUCUUUAUUCAUUUGUACAUCAAUGUGAAAAUGUAAGGGUUAUUUCAGAUUCAUUUUUUCUGUUCCUAUAUUGUAGGAAUCUCCUUUCAGGCAUCUAAUGCCAGAGUAGGUAUAUAUGAGCCUCUUGAUCAGAAUCAAACUUACCACAUUAUGUUUGUUCCUUUGCCUUUGGUACAACUAAUAUAGCUCUUCUCAACUACUCUGCUAUUGAAACUGUAUUCUUCUACCAAUAAAUGAGUAAUCUAUUAUUAUUACUUGC
Messenger RNA from Jatropha curcas, 2917 nucleotides. The record is from RefSeq and is a predicted model, not a curated record. NCBI's taxonomy places the organism in Eukaryota, Viridiplantae, Streptophyta, Magnoliopsida, Malpighiales, Euphorbiaceae.